CCCGGUUGCAGGCGAGAAGAUGGCAAGCGGCGCCCACUUCCCUUUGCCCGGCCAGGCCAGCGGCGGGCUGCCGCGCUACGAGGAGCUGAAGGACGAGCACGAUAUGGCCAUCCUCGACCCCGCGGGCGCGUCGCCUGGCUCCACCGUGAUCCACAUGCACAACCAAAGCCAAGUCUGCGUGGCGCCUCCCCGCGACCAUAUCUUGUGGUCGAUCUGCACCAUGAUGUACUGCAACUUCUGCUGCCUCGGGUUCAUGGCCCUGGUCUUCUCGGUUAAGGCAAGAGAUCGCAAAGUGGUUGGUGACCACAGUGGAGCUCGCAGCUAUGGUUCUACUGCCCAGUGCCUCAACAUCACAGCUGUGACCCUGUGCAUUGUGCCCAUUGUCAUUGUCAUCAUCCUGCUAGCAACAGGGUUUUUCACUCCCCAAUUUCAUAAUGGUUAUUAGGAAGCCUAUGGAGAACCAUGUCACAGACGGGUUUCCCUUGUAAAACCACUCACUGCCUUUUCCCUUGCUGCCAAGGUUCCCACUCAAGUAACUUUGUUUGUGGGUAAUGGUGAUGUUUUGCUUUCCAAUGACAUGGGUGUGUAGCUGGUCAAAGAGCAGCCCUUAUAUUGAGAAUAUGGUACUUCCAGUGAUGUCUCUCUAGUGCUUGUGAAGGCGGAGCUGGAUAAGCAUCAAUUUCAAGAGUUGCCAUGCUGUGAAUUGUGCAUUAGAGGGAUUCCCCCCCCAAAAAAAAAAAUCCACAUGGCUCUAGUGCCUCUUCUCUCAAGUUAUUUUCCUAGCAUCCAGUUUUCUCUCUUGCUGGUACACAUGGGGACCAAGUGACAUGAAGAUUCAUCUCCUGUUCCUGAUGCAAGGAAAACAAAUUAUCCAGUAUUUACACACAUCCCCACUUCUUUGUAAUAAGAGAUGCUUGUAGUUUGUUUUUGCAACAUA
Podarcis raffonei (Aeolian wall lizard) is the source of this 937-nucleotide messenger RNA. Its product is annotated as dispanin subfamily A member 2b-like. Gene Ontology annotation, cellular component: plasma membrane. The transcript has a single exon. Gene Ontology annotation, biological process: response to type II interferon; defense response to virus; host-mediated suppression of symbiont invasion. Lineage: Eukaryota; Metazoa; Chordata; Lepidosauria; Squamata; Lacertidae. The record is from RefSeq and is a predicted model, not a curated record. Bases 20 to 445 code for a protein of 141 amino acids.